Seriola aureovittata is the source of this 3000-nucleotide messenger RNA. RefSeq lists its product as uncharacterized. The coding region runs from base 154 to 561 and encodes 135 amino acids. The transcript is spliced from 8 exons. Lineage: Eukaryota; Metazoa; Chordata; Actinopteri; Carangiformes; Carangidae. The record is from RefSeq and is a predicted model, not a curated record.
GAUAUGUGUCUCUAAGGCAGCUGCCAUUGUCAGGCACAUUCAUAUCCUCUUAGUUGUUUUACUGCUGGCUUUAUUGGCCUGAUGCUCAACAAGACACCCAUAAGCAAUUUGUAUUGGAAGUAACUACUUAGUUUUUAGACUCAUUAUUUAUCAAUGGUGGAUUGCUCACUCGUAUGCAUGGCACCAACUGAGCAUUUGAAGAUGAUGCGAUUGCUGUUCCUGUGUCUGCUGCUGCUGCCAGCCGCUACUGCUGGUUCAGAAGAGAAAGAAGGAUCAGCUGAUGAUGAUAUCGAUGAUGAGGAUCUUUAUGGUAAAACUGGUGCAGGGUUUCCAGAUGUUCACAGCAAACGUGCUCAAGGUCCGACCUUUGUAGAUAAAACUACAGGUGAAGAAGAAAAGUCAGAUCAGCUCACCCUGAUCAUUAUCGUUGUAGCUGUGGCCGUGGUGGCUCUUUCAGUUGCAGCGAUAGUCACCAUAAUGUUAGUAAGACGCCGCAUGCACAGUCGACAGCAAGGGGUCUACUCCGUGCCUACAGAGCAGGACCAGAAAGGGGCCGUCUAGUUCCUGGUGGAGCCGCACUUUCUAAAACACACAGGAAAGAGAGGAGCAAUGCACUGGGCUGUGUCAUCUCCUACUCUUUGACUCAGGACAGUUAGACUUCUUUGCACAACAGCCUGCUUAUCACCGUUCAGUUUAUUGCUCGCUUCUACACAAGCUCCUAUUGAUGAAUAUGCAAUAUGUGUUUUUUUUAACUGUUGUAUAUGUUUGUCUUUGUCCCAGCCAUUUAUACUCCACAUACACAUAAUUUAGCCUGGGACAUUUGGAACACAUUCAAACCUUCUAAUUGGAUUCUAUUUGAGGAAUCUAAAUCAAAGCCAGUGAAUAUGGCUUAAAGCUUCUUUUGUUAAAAGGGAUAAUUUAGCACAGCCAGAGCCCCCCCCCCCCUUUUUUUUUUCCUACCUGAAACAAGAAAUGAUUCCCACCAGCUAUGCAGUGAAACUGAAUUUGCAUUUGAUUUGGUGUAUGUGGAACAGACCUGUCGGUGUGAAAUGGUGGUUGAGUGAGACAAACCAUGCUAAUCCACACUAAGCCAGCCCAGUGCUCACUUCGUUCUCCUAUUCACUUGUCUGACAUCUUCUGUUCCCGGCCCAUUAGGAGUGACAGGAGGCAGUGCAAUAGGAAGAUAAAAACCUGUCCCCCCUCUUCUCAACUUCAGUAAAAAAAAAAAAAAAAAACAAGUGGAAAUAGCCAGUGUGAACACCGUCUUGCAAGGCAGCAAAUUAAUCGACCGCCAUGAAUGAUGAUGUUUUCUUUUCCACCUCUCUUUUUCGUUUUGAAAGGCUUUCACUUCAGUCGUGCAGAUUGUAAAUAGCCCUGUGAAUGUUGAGAGUUAGAUUAAUGCCUCACACACUGGUAGAGAGAAGCAGGGUGUGAGGGAGGGAUAAAAUCUCACGAAUCAAAUAAAGUGUUGGGCAUGAUUGGGGAAAUACCAGCUAUUCCUUUGUUUAUACAAAGCAUGAUGGCUUCUCUGUUUUCAUUUAAAUGAAAAUCAAUCAUGCUCUGUGAAGGAAAGCUUUCUGUCCAAGAACCCACGGCUCCGGUUGCCUUAUUUGCUCUGAUACAGAGAGGGGAACUUUCCCUGGGGAAGGGGACAUAUCCCUGUUUGACAUGUCAGUUUUUCAUUUGUGGCUUCAUGAGGAGCACUUAUUAUGGAGUCAGCAAUGCUGAGAAUGGUUAAACACUGGCUCCAAUCCAGGCAGUUAUAUCUUAAUCAGAGUGUGCAGUGACUACAGGUCUGUGCCGAAGUGCCUUAAAAAGGAUGCAUCCCAGGUUAUUUUAACAAUGACAAGCAGAUUGGCAGAUGUGAUUAUUGUUAGUGCAUUUGUUUUACUGUUCAUAUUUGAGCUCUGUGUGUACAGUGUGUUAUUUCUCAAAAGCGUAGCAUUGCGAAAUAAGCCUGAAAUAGGUGCCAGCAUUUCAAAGGCAGGACAAUUGGACAAAAAUUGCAGCAUCAAACAUUUCAGUUUUUUUUUUUUUUUAUGUUUGUGUAGUCUAUCUCUUCAUAUUUACUCAUAUUCCCUUUACAUUUACUCUCAUUUCCAUCAAACAAACCACAGCGCAACAACAUUUGAAUGUAGCAGUCUCUUCUUUGAAUGCUUUUCCUCAGAUGGAGAAAGCAAGGAGACUUGUGUAAAAACCCAAAAAGAAAUACAGUAUUUAGUCCAGUCUGCCCCACACACGCAACCAAAAAAUAUUCUCUGUAAUUUACUUGUAACACCUCUAUGCUGUGACACUACUCAUGUAAAUCUACUGUAACAAAUGUAACUACUGAGCUUUGUUUCUAUCUCAGUUUUAUGUAUGUGGAAAAGGUUUUUGCUUUUUCAUAAUGGCUUAUACUUUUUCUGUCAGUGUCCAUAUGCAAUUAUUCUAGCUUUUAAUGUAAUAUAUAAUAAUAUAUUGUGUGUAUUUACAAAUUUUCUGAGCUAUGCAUUUCUAUUGUGUCUCUUGAUGGAAAAUAUCUUUGGAUAACUGGUCUUUUUUAUAUACUUGUCGAGAUUAAAGGGCAAUGUCUUCUCUCCACUGUUCAUUUAUAAAUUGUGUGUAUAAAAGUUGUGGUGGAUGGGAGUAUUAUUUGAGUUUAAUAAUUGUAUUAUUUAGUGUCAUAUUUCAGCAAAAAAGUUUGAAUUUGGUCUUAAUGUUAAAUACGUAUGUUUAUAUGCACCUAUGUAUGCAGAUUAACCCAUAUGUAUUAUUUUUGCUAAGGACAUUCCUUCAUGGUGGUUUUUCUCUAUAUAAUAAUUUACAGUACUGUGUGUAAUUCAUGACCUUAUAAAAUAUCACAAGAAAACUAUUGCACCUGGGAACUGUAUCAAGAAUUGAUUGUGUUUGCACAGCUGUGGUUGUUCUGAUAGCAAGUAGAACAUUGAAUACUAUAUUAUGUACCUAUGCUGAACUUUGGAUUGUGUUCAUUUUUCCCAUUAAAUCUGUUAUAAAAAUUUG